GGUUCUCUCACUCCUCCCUCCUGUCGUGUGCUGGCGCUGCUUCUCUCACUCAUCUUCUAAGCUCUCUUACCUAAGUCUGGUGUUUCUGGAGUUUGGCAAAGGCAUAAUAUCAGACUGAUCGCUGUGUCAGCUAAAUAUGUUGCUGUAAACGGGACUGUGGGUGCGAGAGGUCGAGGGAAGAUGAAAUCUGCGCGUCUGUGGAUGCUUAUCUGUUUGACGACUGCGUCUUGUCAGCUUGGUACCGCUGAUAAAUACGGUUGUCUGUUUGAUGAAGGCUUAUGCUCCAGUGACCAGCUUUGCUGGGAUGAUGAGUUGUUUGGUCAGUGCCUUACACAAAGGCAGGAAAGGUUUCGAUACAGGGUGACGGCAGUCCUACUAGACAGGCUGCAGUCAUUAUUGCAAAUGCUUAUGAAGCAAGGAUUAACCUGGCAGGAUGAUGUUACCCAAUCAGUGAUUAAAAAAGAGCUGAACAAAGUUACAAAGAUCUCAGUAACUCCUGAAAUGAAAAAUGGCCCAUCAUCUGAAUCUCAGGUUGGCCCUAAAAACCAGCUUAAACCCAAACUGAUGAAGCCCUACGUGGACUACAUGAUUGUUGAUCCCCCUCAAACAUCUCUCCAUAUGCAAAGUUUGGACCCUUACACCUACCCCAGAUACGGCUACCAAGAUGAAGAAGAGCGCUCUUUGAACUUAGUGGACAGGGACCGGUCCCCACCUGCUUCCUCUCGCAUUAGAGGCAAUUCACCACUUUCUUCAUCUGUGGAUAAAGACGAUCAACUUCUGCAGGACCUGAUGACCCUACUUUUAUCCUCACCCGCACAGCCAACUUCACGCCAUCGAGUGGCAGCACCUCAUCACGUCUCAUCUUUUUUCCAGGAUCUGGACUUUCCCCUUGACUACAAAGAGUAUAACAAGGACUUUUUAUCCCAAAAUGAAAAAAUCAACAGCCAGCAAAAAAAGGAGGGCUCCCAGAAAUAUGAAGCGUUUGUUGGGCAGAGUGGGCCCAAUCAGCAGAGUCUAAAUGAGCUCCUUCUGCAGCAUGGGUUUGAUCUGAACCAUCUCAACCCUGAGGAGAUGGAACGUCUCUUUACUGUCCUUCAGCUCCUACAAAAUGAACCCACAACCACGCAGAGAAAACCUGAACAAAUGGAUUCCUCUGUGCCUCAAAAAGUGAUGAAGAUUACAGAGGGGGAGAUGACCCAUGUUUUGAAGCAAGCAUCUGUCCCAGCUACAAAUUCUUCUUUACCUCCUUCAAACAUCCUUGGCUCACAAGUUUCUCCAAAAAGGCCCAGCUCCCCAGGGACCCCCCGAGAUAACUAUGUCCCUGUGGGUACCAGUAAACUAAGUCCUGCGGCUCUCAAAAAUGAGAAUGGAAACCUUGCAAAGGGAGCCCUGAGUCUAAAAUCUGGAAAGAAUGGAACCAUGUCAAAGGAAGAGUUUGGUUAUAUUGUCACCAAUCAGAGUCCCCUCAGUCUGUCCGAUGGGGUUCAUCUACUGAAGAUUCUUGCAGAUAGGAUCCAUCUCACCACUGGCUCUUUCAUCAAUAUCAGUGUGGUUGGUCCAGCAGUCACUUUCCGUGUCCUCCCAAAUAGCCAGAAUUUUACAGCCAGUGAGGUGUCAGAAAAGGCCGUGGCUCAAAAAAACUCUCUAGAAUCCGAGACUGGUCUAAAGGUGCUUCAGGCAGGUGUCGGGGAGAAGAACGAUGGCCAUGCGUUGCCAGUGGCAACACGUGUGCAUGACAACACCCAAUGGGUGUUCAUCAUGUUUGUGGGUGUGGCUUGUGUGGGUGGACUCCUGGUUGGGGCGCUGACCAUCUCCUGCCUCCGCACACAUGCCCGUCAGUUGGCCUCAGGGAAACUGGGAUUGGGACCUGAAGCUGGAAACGUGACACAUUAUGAGUACCAGGAUCUUUGUCGGCAGCACAUGGCUGCUAAGACCUCUCUGGGCAGGCAGGACUGUGGGGUCGGAGCUCCAGGUGGCGCCGGUCCGGCAGGCGGGGGUGGCGGAGGAACGGAUACAUCACGGGUUAGCAGCGUUUCAUCACAGUUCAGUGAUGCUCCCCAGCCAAGCCCUAGUUCACACAGCAGCACCCCCUCCUGGUGUGAGGAGCCAGCGCAGUCUAACAUGGAUAUCUCUACAGGACACAUGAUACUGGCAUAUAUGGAGGAUCAUCUGAAGAAUAAGGACCGAUUGCUUAAAGAGUGGGAGGCUCUGUGCUCUUACCAGGCAGAACCAAGCACCAUCUCAGCAGCCCAUAGCGAAAAUAACGUCAAGAAGAAUCGCUGCUCUGAUGCCGUGCCUUAUGACCAUUCCAGAGUAAGACUGAAGGCUGAGAUUAACCCGUCCAGGACAGACUACAUCAACGCCAGCACCAUUAUCGAGCAUGACCCCCGGAUGCCAGCGUAUAUCGCCACUCAAGGACCUCUUUCACAUACCAUCUCUGAUUUCUGGCAGAUGGUUUGGGAAAGCGGCUGUACGGUUAUAGUGAUGAUGACGGCACUCGUUGAAGAUGGAGAAAAGCAGUGUGGUCGAUACUGGCCCGAUGAGGGCUCCUCUCUUUACCACAUCUAUGAGGUCAACCUGGUGUCUGAACAUAUCUGGUGUAAUGACUUCCUGGUGCGUAGUUUCUACCUGAAGAACGUCCAAACCCAGGAAACUCGUACCCUCACUCAGUUCCACUUUUUGAGCUGGCCCGCACAAGGAAUACCCACCUCCACACGCCCUCUGCUGGACUUCCGCAGGAAAGUCAACAAAUGCUACCGUGGACGCUCAUGUCCCAUCAUUGUGCACUGCAGUGAUGGUACAGGCCGAACCGGAACGUACAUCCUGAUUGAUAUGGUUCUGAACCGCAUGGCUAAAGGAGUUAAGGAAAUCGAUAUAGCCGCAACCCUGGAACACAUCCGAGACCAGAGACCGGGAAUGGUGCGCACCAAGGAUCAGUUUGAAUUUGCACUGACUGCUGUGGCUGAAGAGGUUAAUGCUAUUCUCAAAGCUCUACCCCAGUGAGACAAACGCCCACAACUCAGAAACACUCACAUAAAAACUCACACUCACAGAUUUCCUAUCAAACAGCUGCAUGUGUGCAUACAUGCUUUAUGUGGCCACAAAGGUUCAGAUUAGGGAUGUGCAGAAGUAAUCGACUAGUCGGGUACUUGUUCUGACUACUAAAACUACACUACUGGAUUACAAACCUAAAUGUGCCUGUUAAAACUGCAUGUGUUGGAUGUGCUUUGUGGAAUAUGGUGAAAAUAAAAGGUGUCCACAUUUCGUCAAAGCAGGCUCUGUUGUUAACAGGCAAAAAAUUCAACUCGCACCACUUGUUUUUUUCUAAUUUUUAUACAUGAAACAUACUUUGAAAUAUUAUAUACACAAAAAUAUUAUAACCUACAUAUCAAUACAGUGUUUUUAUAUAUGCAUUACUCUAUUGGUUUAUUUUUAAAAAAGGGUUUUAUGUAGGGGUCGACAGAUUUUCAGCCUAGCUGAUUAUCUGCACCGAUAUUAAGCAUUUUUAUGGUUAUUACUGUAGUAUCGGUCAUUUUCAGAACAGUUUUGCCGAUAAAAGUUCCUACUGAUUUGUUGGGAGUCAAGAAUACCUAUUUGGUUAUUUUUAUUAUUAAUGUUAUUAUUUAAAGUUCCCAGAAUUAAAGAUAUGUUUAAAAGCAUUUAAAGAAAGUUUUUAUCAGAGCCCUUGUUAUUCUUAAAGGUGGUGUGUGUAAAUUUUAGCUGCAUCUAGUGGUGAGAUUGCGAAUUGCAACCAACAGCUCACCUCCUCAAUUCCGAACACAUAUGGUAGCUGCCACAGGACAAACAUGUUGUCGUCUGAGACAAUAAAAACUGAAAUAAAAUCCAUAAAAAACUGUAAAAUAGCGUAAAAUAACAGGCACAAUAAAUUACAGAAAUUUUCCGUGAUAAAAAAAAAUCUGUAAUUUUACAUUGAGGAUAAAAAAUGCUAUCUAGAACAGUUUGUCCGUUUAGGGCUACUGUAGAAACAUGAUGGUGACUUCCAUGUAAGGAGACCCGUGGCGUAUGUAGAUUAAAAAAAAACUGCUCAUUCUAAAGAAAUAAAAACAAUACAGUUCAUUAUGUAAGGUCUUUAUACACCACUCAUAAUAUAGUUGUGUAUUUUAUAUUGCAUUUCUGUCAAGAGAUCCUCCUAAAAGUUACACAAUGCACCUUUAAUUUAUGCCAUUAAUUUUCAUUUUUACACCAUAUAUCAUAAUUUUUUUAUAUACAUAUAUCGAUCCAAAAUAUCAUUUAUCGGCCAACUUGAUCUGUAAUAAUCAGUAUAGGCAAAAACACAUAUCGGUCGACCUCUACUAAGUAGGAACCAGUUGAGUUUACAUAUUAAAAAAUGCACAGGUUGUUGAAGUUUGAUUAUUUUUAAACGAUUGUAAAGGUGAUGUGGCCAAAUGGCUCCUAAAAAACACAUAUAUUAACAUACACAUACAUAUAGUUUCUCAUAUUUGAACCUAGCUUUUCAUUUUCAAAUAAUGUCGUUUCAAUUUAAGCAUUUCAGUACUCGACUACAAAAUUACUCAAAACGGCCAUCUCUAAGGGGCGGUUUCCCGGACAGGGAUUAGCUUAAUCCAGGACUAGGCCUUGGUUUAAUUAGGAAAAAUAACUAGUUUUAACAAACAUGCUUUACUAAAAACAUUACCUGUGUGCAUUUUGAGGCAAAACAAAGGGCACUGGUGUAUUUUAAGAUAUGUCAGUUCAAGUUGUUUUCAGUUUGGACAGCUCUUAAAAAUGUUUUAGUCUAGGACUACUCUAAUCCCUGUCCGGGAAACCGCCCCUAAAUGUAUCGCUCCUAUUCUGAACCUUUCCAAAACACACUCAAAACCAGUCACCUUAACCCCAGUGCUGCUUAAUAUUGCCUUUCCAGAGCAUGUUCAAUGAAGUCUGUCUUAAACUCGAACACAAACAUACUACUAGGAGGUCUAUUCCAACUGCUAACUCUUCCUUGCCUUUUAACAAAAACAUUAGCUGAAAGAAAAGUCUGUUUCUAUGUGCUCUCUUGGAUGCUGCCCUUAAUUUCACCAUGGUGAUGGCAUCCCUACUAUGUGCAUUUAAUCAGUGUUAUGUGUGUGUUUCCUUCACAAUACUGUAGUUUGGUGAGGUGGUAAAAGAAGAGAGGGAAAACCGAAAAGUUAGUUCUCGUAUUCAACACGUUCAUGUAUAGACCUGAAUGGAAUGUGCAGCCAGAGGGUUCUGCAGAAUUCUCAUGGCCGUCAUUCAUAAUACUACAAAUCCACCCACGUGUUCCUUUGAAUACGUUUGGCUAAUGGAUUAUGCUUUUUGUUGUAUUGAAAGGUCAUUUUAUUCACACGCAUUUUACCAGUGUUUUCUGGGAAAAACAGCUAUUGUUUAAAAGAUUAUCAGUCCUUUCUUAAUUUCCCUAAGACAUCCAACUUAUGAAGUGGUCAAAGUCUUGCUUUAGUGACAGCGAGAAUAUAAUGUCAAAGAAAUGUUAGAGUUUCAGGCCAGAUUUUGAGGACAAAAAUUAAGCGUGGUAUACUAAAUGCAGUUUGAAUUCCCUCUCUUUCCUGGUCAAAGUCUUUCUGUACUUUGUGGUCACUUGUUCUAUUCCUUCUAGCAAAUGAAAAAAUUUAACAAAAAAGUUAUUAAAAUAUUUAAAUUAUUUUGUAUCUUGUGAUGAUUAAUAAAACGCUUGUGAAGUGAUGCAGCAGCAUCACUGUGUA
This is a messenger RNA of Paramisgurnus dabryanus, 5696 nucleotides long. RefSeq names its product protein tyrosine phosphatase receptor type Nb (gene ptprnb). Lineage: Eukaryota; Metazoa; Chordata; Actinopteri; Cypriniformes; Cobitidae. Gene Ontology annotation, cellular component: secretory granule; synapse. The record is from RefSeq and is a predicted model, not a curated record. Gene Ontology annotation, biological process: regulation of secretion; insulin secretion involved in cellular response to glucose stimulus; protein dephosphorylation. Gene Ontology annotation, molecular function: protein tyrosine phosphatase activity.